ACUCGAUCUCGGAAACGCCUCAGACUGGAUUCCUUGUUACCACAAAGUCCUCGGAGCGGAGUUUUGUGUACGUGCAUAGAACAAAGUAAAGAAAGGGGGGCGUUAAAGUGAACAGGUUAAAAAAAAAUGAGUUGUGAGAGUCCUUCACUUCACGAUAAGCUCAAGGAGGAAAGUAAGCGCGAUAGUAUGUGGAGUUAACAACACUCAAACGAGUCGGAUAACAGCGGAACAAAGAAGAGGUAACGUUACAAGUAUGGCUACCCGAGAAAGCCGAGUGCACCGAAGAGCCAUGUCGAACGUCAGGAGGGAGCAGCAGGACGACGACUCUGACACGGAGGAGACUCCUCUGGGCUUCAAGAAAACUGAUGGACGCGAGCCGCAGAUCAUCCACAGUGGUCAUUUUAUGGUGUCCACCCCUCACGUCGAGCACCCGCCGAAGAAAGGCUACGACUUCGACACUGUUAACAAACAAACUUGUCAGACGUAUCACUUUGGCAAGACGAGCACGUCGCAUAUUUCCAUCGACGCGUCCCUCACUAAACUCUUCGAGUGUAUGACACUUGCGUACAGUGGCAGGUUAGUGUCUCCAAAAUGGAAGAACUUCAAAGGCCUAAAACUGCUUUGGAGGGACAAGAUUCGCCUCAACAAUGCCAUCUGGAGAGCCUGGUAUAUUCAAUAUGUGGAGAAAAGAGAGAAUCCUGUUUGCCAUUUUGUUACACCGUUAGAUGGGACCAUGGACUCCGGAUUCCAUCGACCUGCAGAGGCAAUAGCUACGGAAGGGAAGUACUGGAAGAGAAGAAUUGAAAUCGUUCUCAGAGAGUACCAUAAAUGGAGAACAUAUUUCAAGAAAAGGUUACAGAAGCACAAAGAUGAGGACCUCUCCAGCCUUCUCAAGGGGGCAGAGGAGCAGUUUUCGCUUUUUGGGGAAGUGCAUCCCGACACCCCCUUCCGUAUCCUCUUCUGUCAGGAUGAGGAGUUGGCAGGAAGUGGUCGCCGUGGUGCACGGAAAAGCUGUGACUCGCCCAUUCCCAUGGAGAUGGACCCGAUCUUCGACAUGGAUGUCCUGAUGUCUGAGUUUUCAGAUACGCUGUUCUCCACACUGGCUUCUCACCAGCCGAUUGCUUGGCCUAAUCCCAAGGAGAUUGCACAUGCAGGUAAUGCAGACAUGAUCCAGCCUGGUCUCAUCCCACUACAGCCUAACCUGGACUUCAUGGACACCUUUGAGCCUCUUCAAGAUUUAUUUCACACCCUGCGUCAGCCAGUCUACCCCUCAACCUCCCCCACUGCCCCAACCACCACUCCUUUACCCAGCAUCAGCACCCCAGCACAGACGUCCUUGUCACCCAUACACCUCCCUUCAGAACUGCCGUCCAUUGCAUUGGUGCCUCCCUCAGUAACUAAUCAAAAUAACAUAAGCUCGGUUGAGCCAUCCUACCCACAGAACUACAUGCCUGUUUUCACAGGACACUUAACAAACUCUGGACUUUCUGUCCUGCCUUCAACAUCCACUCACUCUUUGCAGUGUCAGGCUGUUGCCACGCUCCCCCAGCCCAUCCCUAGAAGUCCGUCUCCAUCUGUGGUCACACACACCGCCCCGUCCUCGGUUACCCCCAGCACUGCCGCCACUACCACCAGCCACAAGUCAAACUGUGCCCCCUCAGCUGUCCCCUCUCAUCCAGCUCAGCCCCGGCUUUGGCCUGCGCCCCCACCUUGUGCUUCUUUACCCCCACAGCCUCAGAACUUUGCCUUGCCCCGUCCCAUCCAGCCCUCUGGUUCUGUGAAAAAGACCCGCCGCAGACCCAUCGUCCCUGCUAAUCCAUCAUCUCACCUCAUUCUGACAGGCCCUGCCAGUGCUGUAAUUGUCACUCCGACCCCUCUUAAAUCUGAUGUGGUUCCUACUACAGGCAUGGUCAUUACCUCAUCCAGUAUUCCACGUGGGUCUGGGUUUCAUAUUUUCCCACAGAGUCAAAAAUCUCCUCAGCUCAUUGUGCCCAAAGAAGAAACAGCCUCGAGCGCUUCCAGCACCAAGAGCCCAGCACCAUCUCCUUCCACAAAUGAGAUUCUCAUUACUGCACGCGAUGGACGAACCUCAGGUCAAGGAUCACCUUUAGGAUCAGAGCAGGUGCCUAGUCCUCAGUCCCCACUCAGCAGCAGCACAGGCCUGGCCAAGAAUGAGUCCAACCAGAGUCGUCGUGUGAACCACAUAUCAGCUGAGCAGAAAAGGCGAUCCAACAUCAACAUUGGCUUCAAGACGCUCUGCAGCCUAGUUCCUACUCUAAAAUCUCAGUCCAAUGCAAAUAUCAGUAAUGCUACAACACUUCAAAAGACGGUGGAGUACAUUGGAAAGCUGCAGCAGGAAAGGCAACAGAUGCAGGAAGAGACGAAGCGGCUGCGGGAAGAAAUCGAGGAGUUAAAUGCAUCCAUUAAUUUAUGUCAGGAGCAGCUUCCAGCCACAGGGGUGCCAAUAACCCGUCAGCGCUUUGAUCACAUGAAGGAGAAGUUUGAUGAAUAUGUGAAGAACAGAACUCUUCAGAACUGGAAGUUUUGGAUCUUUAGCAUCAUCAUUAAGCCUUUGUUUGAGUCCUUCAAUGGGAGCGUCUCCACCACCAACCAGAGCGAGCUAUGUGAGACCACCAUGCAGUGGCUGGACCGUGACUGUGCCCUACCCGUCCUCAGACCUAUGGUUUUAGGCACACUGCGACAGUUGAGCACCACCACCUCCAUCUUGACCGACCCUACACUCCUUCCUGAAGAAGCCAGACAGGCCGCCAUGAACCCCAAACAACACUCCACCAAAUCCUAGCUCUUGAUCCCUUUCAACAAGAAGUUUUACUCCAACAUGUCUCACUCAGGCACAGUAGUUAUGGGGGAUGUACUCAGGAGGCUGGAAAAGACAAGGUGAAACCUUGAACGUGCCUUAUUUGGGUACCUGCUUGAAUGUGUGUUCUCUGCAGUCAGUUUUUUAAAUCCUAAUAAAAGUCUAAGAAGAGUUUCCCCUAUAGCAAUGUUCUGGAACCAUCUUUUUGGUUUUAACAGUGUUAAAGCACCUGGGCUGUUCUGGGCUUCUGUUUCUCAAAGGGACUGAAAUGAAGAGUCUAAGGAGCUGCUGCAAAUGUAGCUCAGAAGGGAAUAGUCAGUAGCCUUAGUGGAGUCUUCCUGUUUUUGCAUAUGGACAUCAAUAUGCUUGAUUUUAAAAAGACAAACCAAAGCCUUUCUGUUUGUCAUCCCCAAAAGGACUUCAUUUCGUUUGCACUAAAGCUCUGCAGGGC
This is a messenger RNA of Colossoma macropomum (tambaqui), 3269 nucleotides long. RefSeq names its product MLX interacting protein. The record is from RefSeq and is a predicted model, not a curated record. Lineage: Eukaryota; Metazoa; Chordata; Actinopteri; Characiformes; Serrasalmidae. The transcript is spliced from 17 exons. Gene Ontology annotation, cellular component: nucleus. Bases 254 to 2803 code for a protein of 849 amino acids. Gene Ontology annotation, biological process: regulation of transcription by RNA polymerase II. Gene Ontology annotation, molecular function: DNA-binding transcription factor activity, RNA polymerase II-specific; RNA polymerase II cis-regulatory region sequence-specific DNA binding; protein dimerization activity.